Messenger RNA from Penicillium pulvis, 934 nucleotides. Its product is annotated as 18S rRNA methyltransferase BUD23. Gene Ontology annotation, biological process: rRNA (guanine-N7)-methylation. Gene Ontology annotation, molecular function: rRNA (guanine) methyltransferase activity. Lineage: Eukaryota; Fungi; Ascomycota; Eurotiomycetes; Eurotiales; Aspergillaceae. Gene Ontology annotation, cellular component: nucleolus. The transcript has 2 exons. The coding region runs from base 25 to 864 and encodes 279 amino acids. The record is from RefSeq and is a predicted model, not a curated record.
CCGCAAUCUUCACCCACCGCCAUUAUGUCGCGCCCCGAGGAUAUUCUGCCGCCCGACCUCUUCUACAACGACAAUGAAUCCCGCAAGUAUACAACGUCCUCACGUAUUCGGAAUAUUCAAGCCGACAUGACAAACCGAGCCCUGGAGCUUCUGGACCUUAAGUCUCCUUCCAUGAUCCUUGAUGUUGGAUGUGGUUCGGGUUUGUCAGGUGAGAUACUGUCGCAAGAGGCUCCCGAGGAUGGUGGACCGCAUACGUGGGUGGGCAUGGACAUUUCACCAAGCAUGCUGGAUGUGGCUCUUCAACGCGAGGUUGAAGGCGAUCUCUUUCUUGCCGAUAUUGGUCAGGGAAUUCCUUUCCGGCCCGGUUCUUUCGAUGCGGCAAUCAGUAUCAGUGCCAUCCAGUGGUUGUGCAAUGCAGAAUCCAGCGAUGUCAGUCCCGAAGGUCGCUUGAAGCGAUUCUUUGAGGGCCUUUACGCCAGUCUUCGUCGGGGUGGACGAGCAGUCUGUCAAUUCUACCCCAAGAAUGAUAUUCAGCGGAGCAUGAUCAGUGGGGCUGCCAUCAAGGCCGGCUUCGGAGCUGGCAUGCUCGAAGACGAUCCAGGCACCAAGAAUGGCAAGCUGUACUUGGUCCUUACUGUGGGUGGUGGUGGCCUCCAAGGGGAUAUUCGAGGUGUUGUGAACGGCAUGGAUGAUGUCGAUGUGUUGGAUGCUAGGAAAAAGGCCAUGGAAGUGAACAACGCCCGUCCGGCCCGGAAAGGUGACCGAGCAUGGAUUAUGAAGAAGAAAGAACAGAUGGAGAGGAAAGGAAAGGUGGUGAAGCAUAACUCGAAGUACACCGGCCGCAAGCGACGUACGGCUUUCUAAUUUGCCAUUCGGGCACGCUUCGUCCCAGUCCGCCAUUCCAGAUGCACCAACGUGCUUCAAAAAGUUCUUC